Molecule: messenger RNA, 1171 nt
Organism: Micropterus dolomieu (smallmouth bass)
Lineage: Eukaryota; Metazoa; Chordata; Actinopteri; Centrarchiformes; Centrarchidae
Exons: 9
Source: RefSeq, a predicted model, not a curated record
CUGUAAGUUUCACUUUCACUCUCGUUGUGUCGCAGUUUCUCUCCCUUCAGACGAAAAAAGAUGAGCGCUUUGCUAUCCUGCUAUGAAUCAGUGUGAGGAGACGGAGGAGGGAGUCCCUCCCUCUAAAAGCACUCUGUGGGGGGAACAUGGCAGCCAGACUGAAGCUCAAAGCCCAGAGAAGCAGCAGAGACCAGACUCUCCUGGACCCAGCUGUGUGUCCAUGAAGAGUGACCAGUCCAUAAUCGAACCUUAUAACUUCAAAGGGGGACGGCACUCUGAUGAAGACAGGGUUCAUCAGCAGAGACCAGACUCUCCUGGACCCAGCUGUGUGUCCAUGAAGAGUGACCAGUCCAUAAUUGAACCUUAUAACUUCAGAGAUGGACAGCACUCUGCUGAAGAAAGGGUUCAUCAGCAGAGACCAGACUCUCCUGGACCCAGCUGUGUGUCCAUGAAGAGUGACCAGUCCAUAAUCGAACCUUAUAACUUCAAAGGGGGACGGCACUCUGAUGAAGACAGGGUUCAUCAGCAGAGACCAGACUCUCCUGGACCCAGCUGUGUGUCCAUGAAGAGUGACCAGUCCAUAAUUGAACCUUAUAACUUCAGAGAUGGACAGCACUCUGCUGAAGAAAGAGUCCAGAGGGUUCCUGGUGGUCAGUCUGUCCAGCAGCAUCCUACAGACCUGGACUCCAUAUUUAUGCAUCUGGAGGAAAACAUUUUAACUUUUAUGAAGAGCGAGUUGAAGAAGGCCCAGAAGGUUCUGAGUACAAAUUACCCAGAAUGCUUGGAGAGACACAGUGAGGAUAAAGAGGCGGUGGACGGUGAGGAGAAAGAGCAGAGGAGAAUCAGCAGAGAGGCAUUUCUGAAGAUCACACUGCACUUCCUGAGGAGAAUGAAGCAGGAUGAGCUGGCUGAUCGUCUGCAGAGCAGAACUGUUGCUCUAGUUUGUCGACGUAAACUCAAGUCUCACCUACAGAAGAAGUGUCAGUCUGUGUUUGAGGGGAUUGCUAAAGCAGGAAACCCAACCCUUCUGAAUCAGAUCUACACAGAGCUCUACAUCACAGAGGGAGGGACUGCAGAGGUCAAUGAAGAACAUGAGGUCAGACAGAUUGAAACAGCAUCCAGGAGACCAGACAGACCAGAAACAACCAUCAGGCAAGAAGACAUCUUUAAA